AUGUCAAAAGAAAAGAUCACCGUGGAAGCGCCCGUGGACCCAAAUAACGGUUGCCAAGUGGAGUUGAAGCAGGGGAAAAAGAGGAAGCGUGUGGAGGUGCCGAAAAAAGGCGAAGGGAAAUCGACCAAGCUUGAUGAGCCGACUGCCUUCAAGGUCGCUGACGGCGAUGUGAAAGCUGAGACGAAGUCAAGGGCAAAAUCAAAAGCGCGAGACCAGCAGAAGGCUCCGGGCCCAUUGUCCAAUCCCCAACAAAACCAGAAGUUGGCCACUACACGGCCACAUCAGAGCGCGCCACCGCACUUGACGCGCAAGCGGGACGAGCUUCUGCCAAAGAGAAAAGCCCUCCCGAUUUGGCCGAAAGCAGAUGAGAUCAAGGCCUCGCUGAAGAAGAACAACAUCUUAGUCUUGACGGGAGAGACUGGUUCCGGAAAGUCGACUCAAGUACCCCAGUUUCUGCUAGGCGAGAAAUGGUGCACGAAAUGCAUAGCAAUCACGCAACCCCGUCGCGUGGCCGCUAUUUCGCUAGCGAGGCGUGUGGCAGAUGAGAUGGGCAGCUAUAUGGGUAGUCAAAGCCCCAUGGCUAAAGUUGGCUAUAGCGUUCGAUUCGACAAUGCCACUGGACCGAACACCAAGAUCAAGUUUCUCACAGAGGGAAUGCUGCUGCAAGAGAUGCUGAGAGACCCCGUUAUGUCACAGUAUAGUGCGGUGGUGGUGGACGAAGUGCACGAACGAAGCGUCAACGUCGAUUUGAUUCUCGGCUUCCUAAAGAAUUUGGUCUCGGGCGUUGAGCAGACCGGAAAGAAGCGGGACCAGCCUCUCAAGGUUGUGAUCAUGAGUGCUACUGCUGAUGUGGAAGCCCUCGUGGACUUUUUCGACGGUUCCAAUGCAUCACAAAAGACUACACUGGAGACAGUCGAUGGUGUGCCCAUGAAGGAUGGAGCAGAUCAGGCAGCCACAAGCCGGGUGUCCAAGUGUUUCGUCGAAGGUCGGCAGUUUCCCGUUAACACAAUCCACCUACCAAGUCCUACCCAAGACUGGGUUGAGUCUGCGCUUAAGCUCAUCUUCCAAAUACACUAUAAGGAGCCGCUACCCGGAGAUAUUCUGGUGUUCCUGACAGGUCAAGACACGAUUGAGGGAUUGGAGAAACUUGUCAAUGACUAUGCGGAGGGCAUGGACAUCGAAGUGCCGAAGCUCCUCGUCUUGCCACUCUUCGCCGCCCUGCCGCAACAUGCACAGCAGCGCAUCUUCGAACCGACUCCUGUACGAACAAGAAAAGUCAUCCUCUCGACCAAUAUCGCCGAAACAUCCGUCACAGUUCCCGGCGUACGCUAUGUGAUAGACUGCGGCAAAUCGAAAACCAAGCAAUUUCGCAGUCGCCUCGGCCUAGAAUCUCUGCUAGUCAAACCCAUCUCCAAGUCCGCCGCCAUCCAACGCAAGGGCCGUGCCGGUCGUGAAGCGCCAGGGCAAUGCUACAGACUAUAUACCGAAUCUGGGUACAACGAAAUGGACGAGCGAACCACCCCCGAGAUCCUGCGCUGCGAUCUCAGCCAAGCGAUUCUGACAAUGAAAGCGCGCGGCGCAGACGACGUCCUCAACUUCCCCUUCCUCGACCGCCCGCCGCGCGACGCCCUCGAGAAAGCCCUGCUGCACCUCCUGCACCUCCAAGCCCUGACCGAGACCGGCUCCAUUAGCGAGAUCGGGCUCAAGAUCGCAAAGUUCCCGCUAACGCCGACCCUCGGCCGUGUCCUCGUCGAGGCUGCGCGCCCAGAGCGCGACUGCCUGCUUGACGUCAUCGACAUCAUCUCCGCCCUCUCCGUCGAAAACGUCUUCCUGAACCUCGUGACCGAGGAGCGCAAGGAAGAAGCCGAAGAAGCGCGGCGCGAGCUUUACCGUCGCGAGGGCGACCACCUGACGCUGCUUGUGACCGUGCAGCGGUAUGCGGAGGAGCAGUCAGAUCGCAAAGCGUGGUGCAUUCGGCACUUUGUGAGCCACCGCACCAUGCAGAAUGUCAUGAACGUGAGGAAGCAGUUGCGGCAGCAGUGUCAGCAGCUCAAGCUGCUGAAGCCGGGAGAGGAGCAGGAUCUGCAAGCUCCGUCGGAGGAGCGAACGAGGAAUAUAUUGGCGUGCAUGUUGAGGGGAUUUGUGGCGAAUACGGCGAGGAUGAUGCCGGAUGGGAGCUACAAAACGCUCAAUGGCAAUCAGCUGGUGGCGAUACACCCUGGAUCUGUUCUGUUCGGACGGAAGGUGGAGGCUAUUGUGUUCAAUGAGUUUGUUUUCACAGGCAAAGCGUGGGCAAGGGGUGUUAGUGCGGUGCAGUUGGACUGGGUCUCGGAGGUCAUUGACUCUAUUCUGUAG
Molecule: messenger RNA, 2355 nt
Organism: Didymella exigua CBS 183.55
Lineage: Eukaryota; Fungi; Ascomycota; Dothideomycetes; Pleosporales; Didymellaceae
Product: pre-mRNA-splicing factor ATP-dependent RNA helicase PRP16
Exons: 2
Coding region: 1-2355 (784 amino acids)
Cellular component (GO): intracellular anatomical structure; catalytic step 2 spliceosome
Molecular function (GO): RNA binding; ATP binding
Source: RefSeq, a predicted model, not a curated record